UAUAUAAAUAUAUAUAUCCACAAAAACCAUCUCUUUGCUUCGCUGUUUCUCUCAUUAUUCAUCUCUUCAUCGUUGCUACUUACGUUUCUUCUUCAAUCUCUUCAGAGAUUAAUCCUCCUUUUCGCAGUCUUACAAGGAAGUUGGGCAGUUUAAGCUGCUGGGAUCUAUCAGUUUGUCAAAAGUGGAGUGUGAAGAAUCUUUUAUGUCUGAACAGGCUUCUCUCUUUCAAUCAUCUAUCCGGCUUUUAGGGGAGUACUGUCCUAUAUCUAGGAAAAAGUCCACUCGUAAAGUUGGUGGUUUGCGUCUUGGAUCUUUUGAAGCUGUCAACAACAUCAACACAAGCUGUUUUGGUUUUCAGUUUAUGCGAGCGAGUGAUUAUCACUGUCUCUUCUGACAUUCCUCGUCUGUUUACGUGUUUGCUUGUUUGUUGAGUCAAGAUGGCUUUGCAAAAUAUUGGUGCUUCCAACCGCGACGAUGCCUUCUACAGGUACAAGAUGCCGAGGAUGAUGACUAAGAUUGAAGGCAGAGGCAAUGGUAUCAAGACUAAUGUUGUCAAUAUGGUUGACAUUGCUAAGGCCUUGGGGAGACCUGCUGCUUAUACCACUAAGUACUUUGGUUGUGAGCUUGGUGCACAGUCCAAAUUUGAUGAGAAGACUGGAACCUCUUUGGUCAAUGGGUCUCAUGACACUUCCAAGCUUGCAGGACUUCUGGAGAAUUUUAUCAAAAAGUAUGUUCAGUGUUACGGAUGUGGGAAUCCUGAAACUGAGAUACUCAUCACAAAGACGCAGAUGCUUCAGCUGAAAUGUGCAGCUUGCGGGUUUAUCUCAGAUGUUGAUAUGAGGGACAAGCUCACAUCGUUCAUUCUUAAGAAUCCUCCUGAGCAAAAGAAGUCAUCUAAGGACAAGAAGUCAAUGAGGAGAGCUGAGAAAGAAAGGCUGAAAGAAGGUGAAGCAGCUGAUGAGGAGCUGAGGAAACUCAAGAAGGAGGCUGCUAAGAAGAAAGCAGCAACCACUGGUACCUCGAAAGACAAAAUUUUGAAGAAGAAAGAUCAUUCUCCACCUCGAAGCCAGUCUGAUGAGAAUGAGCAAGCAGACAGUGAAGAAGAUGAUGACGAUGUCCAGUGGCAAACAGAUACUUCAAGGGAGGCUGCUGAGAAACGAAUGAAAGAGCAGCUCAGCGCUGUCACAGCUGAUAUGGUGAUGCUGUCUACAAUUGAAGAGAAAAAGCCAGCAGUUGAGGUGAAGAAGGCACCAGAAGUGCUGCAUGAGAAUGGCAAUAGCAAGAUCCCUGAGAAUGCUCAUGAAAAGCUUGUGAGUGAGAUAAAAGAGCUUCUGAGCAGUGGUUCAUCGCCUUCACAACUCAAAACAGCCCUAGCAUCAAACUCCGCAACCCCCCCUGAGAAAAUGGACGCCUUAUUCUCUGCCCUCUUUGGAGGCGCAGGCAAGGGAUUUGCUAAAGAAGUGAUCAAGAAGAAGAAAUAUCUCGUGGCGGUGAUGAUGACACAAGAAGAUGCAGGAGCUCCUGAGCAGCAGAUGGUUUUGCUUAAUGGAAUAGAAUCUUUCUGCACAAAGGCGAGCGCAGAGGUAGCCAAAGAAGUUGCUCUUGUUAUCAAAGGGCUCUACGAUGAAGACCUUUUGGAAGAGGAUGUGAUUGUUGAAUGGUACAAUAAAGGCAUCAAAACCUCCCCGGUGCUGAAGAAUGUUACUCCUUUCAUUGAGUGGCUCCAGAACGCUGAGUCUGAGUCCGAGGAAGAGUGAUGAUGUGUUUUUUUUAAUUAGUGUCGUUUAGAACUGUGUCUGUGUUUGUUCUGUGAGUCUUGAAUAAGGUAAGAGGACAGUGGCCAAGGUUUCUUCUACAUGUUAAGGAAUACCUGGUGGUCUCUCGGUAUUUGUCUUGAUUUCUACGUAUGUUGUUGUAUGGUUUGUGGCUUUCCUAGAACCUUUCUAUCUAUGAUUGAAACUUAUUUCUAUAUUU
Molecule: messenger RNA, 1974 nt
Organism: Capsella rubella
Lineage: Eukaryota; Viridiplantae; Streptophyta; Magnoliopsida; Brassicales; Brassicaceae
Product: probable eukaryotic translation initiation factor 5-1
Exons: 2
Coding region: 438-1757 (439 amino acids)
Biological process (GO): formation of translation preinitiation complex; translational initiation; formation of cytoplasmic translation initiation complex
Cellular component (GO): cytosol
Molecular function (GO): GDP-dissociation inhibitor activity; translation initiation factor activity; eukaryotic initiation factor eIF2 binding
Source: RefSeq, a predicted model, not a curated record